Messenger RNA from Schistosoma guineensis, 2851 nucleotides. The record is from the annotation of a GenBank genome assembly. NCBI's taxonomy places the organism in Eukaryota, Metazoa, Platyhelminthes, Trematoda, Strigeidida, Schistosomatidae.
CUUGAAUAAAACAUUGUUGAGACAUUGUGUUUUAGUGUAUGAAAUAAGGAAUAUGUUUAGUGUCUUUGACAAAAGCUGGUAUUUCAACUUUCCGUUGCUCGGAAAUGUUUCAUCGGUCCUGUAGACUUCUUUUGAGGCUGCGCACUGUCUACAAACCGAGUGCCUGCUUUUCGAGUGGGAAAAGACAAAUUUUUCCAGUUGUUACACAGAGGUCUGUCAUUUACAGGUCGAUCAUUCUAACGAAUCAUGAUUUGCCUUUGUUGUCAUUCAAACGUUUUAUGUCUUAUCCUCCUCACCUCGUAAUUAAACUUCCCAACUUAUCUCCUACUAUGGAGACAGGUACGGUUGUAAGCUGGGCAAAGAACGAAGGCGAUGAAGUUUCGGAAGGUGACCUACUUGCUGAAAUCGAAACAGACAAAGCAACCAUGUCAUUUGACGCCAAUGAGUCCGGAUUUCUUGCGAAAAUCUUGGCCCCUGCUGGAAGCAAAGAUAUACCUGUCGGAACAGCUCUAUGUAUCAUAGUUCAAGACGAGAGUGCCGUUUCGGCUUUCAAGGAUUAUGUAACUGGACCAACAGAACAAGUUUCUACUCCGAAAACUGAAGUACCCAAACCUCAGGUCCCUCCUGCUGCUGCUCCUCAGCCCUCACCAGCUACACCUAAACCUAUUACUCCUACUCCCAAAGCACCAGCAACCGGCGAAAGGGCUGUUGUUUCACCGUUCGCUCGUCGUUUGGCUGCUGAAAAGGGACUUGAUUUGUCAAAUGUAGUUGGCACUGGCAUGUACGGCAUGAUUCGUUCGACUGACUUAAAUCUUGAAUCUAUUGAUCAAAAAGCUAGCACAAUGACUGGUGGUCCAAUGUUAAAUUAUGGAAAAUUCGAGGAUAUUAAUGUUAGCAACAUGCGAUCAGUAAUUGCUAAACGAUUAACUGAAUCAAAACAAACUAUUCCACAUUAUUAUUUAACAAUGGAUAUUCAAGUAGAUGAAAUUUUAGAAAUACGCUCUAAAAUUAAUUCAAAUUUAUCUAAUUUAAAUGACUCAAAAUCUGAUGAACUUGUGCCAAAAAUAAGUUUAAAUGAUAUUCUUAUAAAAGCAGCAUCAUUGACAUGUUUAAAAGUACCUGAAUGUAAUUCAUCUUGGCAUGGGGAUUUUAUUCGACAAUAUCAUACUGUCGAUGUAAGUGUAGCUGUGGCUAUUCCUUCUGGAUUAAUCACACCAAUAAUAUUUUCUGCAGAUACAAAGGGUUUAGUACAAAUCAAUAAAGAAAUGCGAAUGUUAGUUACUAAAGCUAAACAGAAUAAAUUAAAACCUCAAGAAUAUCAGGGUGGAACAUUUUCAAUAUCUAAUUUGGGGAUGUUUGGAAUUACUAAUUUCUGUGCUAUAAUUAAUCCACCUCAAGCAUGUAUUCUUACUGUAGGUAGUACAAGACCGAAAAUUCUACCAGACAAUAAAAAUCCUAAAGGAUUUAAAGAAGCGAAUAUUUUAUCAGUUACAUUAUGCUGUGAUCAUCGUGUUGUUGAUGGAGCAGUUGGAGCUUAUUGGCUUAGUGAAUUUAAAAAGAUUUUAGAGAAUCCAGCACUUUUUCUUAUUUAAUUAAACUUUUUUGUUGUUGUUAAUAUACUCAUAACGGAUGUAUGAUUCGUCUUCUUUACACUGUUUUCUUUAUAUUCACUCAAUAGAAUAUUUAGUAGCAUAACAACAAGUACAUGAAUAGAUAUACACCCACCCUGCAUCCCCAUCCCACCCCACUUAUCCACACACACACACACACACACUUGAAGAUCAUUGUAAUAUCUGGAUUAGGUGUAAGAUGUAAGUUUUUUGAAAACAAGUUUAUUACAACAUUAGUUAUCGUAUCUCUUGUUGCUAGGAUUGUCCAUUUAAUGUAUCUUUCUUUACUAUUCUGUUUUUGUUGUUCACUUGGAAAUGUAACCUUAGACUAUAGUUAUUUAUAUAGGGAAUUUUUGUUUUUAGAAAAUUGAAUUGUAUAUCAUGCAUGGUUAUACUAUAUGUUAUUAAAUUUUCUAUUAUAUGCGUGUGUGUGUGUGAGUAUACGAAGGUGGUGUAUUUCUUUCCUUUUUUUGUAGCUAUGUAAAUAAAGGUACACAUGUUUGUAUUGGUUCAAAUUGUUAUGAUUUUAUAUAUGUAUCAGAGUAACGAAAUAGUCAAGGUAGUAGAUAAGAUAAUGGAAAAAAUGAAGUAUAAUCAAUAUGAUUCGAGAGGAAAGAAUGAACUUGUAAAGAUUAUGAAAUACUUUUGGAACUUAAAAUUUUGAGUAGGAGAGUAAGAGUUAAUGGUUCUGAGUUAUUGUAAUCGAUUUUGAGCCAUGACGAUUAAAGUUUCCAACAGUUAUUUACAGUAAUCAUUCUAUCCCCAAUUAAAGUGGUCUAAGGUUCCAAAUGUCCUGGUAUGACUGAAGGUAGGAAAAGUUCACUCUCUCUGUCGAAGCGCUCAAAUGUGGCCACGUGUAUAUAACAAUUACCAAGAGUGUUCUAUUCAUUGCCUUCUGGCAUCAAGAGUGUUGUUUGCGAAAUUGACAGGACGAAAAGCGAAUGUCGGGUACUUUGACCGUGUUGGUAGUUAUGGAAGGCCUACCUAUUCAAGGGUGUUGGAAAACCCUGAUUUCAAACGAAUACUUCACUCCCUUGUGGACGGGAACCUCUUCGUCAAAGUCUCGGGGAGUGGCUUCCUCAAGAAUGCACCUGUUUUGGUUUGACACUUAGAUGGAUUAUCCCAGCCCUCACGCGGAUUUCGUAUAGCGCGUUUGUAUUUUGGUGCCGCUUUGUACCAAUGUUUGUGUGCAUAAAUAAAUAAAUGGGUAUUCUGAACCUACCAACGUGGUUCCGUACAAC